CGAGCGUGAGUUUGGUCUAGUGUUCCACUAUAAAAAAAAACUGAAUUUCCUUUCGAGCGUUUUUUUUUCCUCAUCAAUUUGCAAAAAGCCUCCGCGAGUCUCUGUCUCUUGCACGACCAGACUUUGGCAAGCUUCUAUGUCUUGCAUGUGAAGAUAAACGACAUGGAAUUAUUUAUUUGCAGUUUUUUUCCUUCUUUAACACACCACUUUUGAAUUCUUUGUGCUUUCGAAUUGUACUCUGUAUUUAAUUCUCUCUGUGUUCGAAACUACAAUGAAAGUGUUUAGCUUUUUACUGAAGUGGACUUUUAUCCUGCUGCUGAGUCUCUCCUUGUGUGACGGGGAAGAAAGCCCAACUUCAUCAAACAUUGUGAAUCCUUGUUGCUAUUACCCUUGUCAAAACCGAGGGAUUUGUGUUCGAUAUGGCCUGGACCGAUAUGAAUGUGACUGCACCAGAACAGGCUUCUAUGGAGAAAAUUGCACUAUACCUGAGUUCUGGUCUCGAGUCUAUCAGCUCUUGAAGCCCAGUCCUAAUGUAGUCCAUUACGUCCUCACCAACUUUGACUGGCUAUGGGACAUCAUCAACAGGACGUUCCUCAGGGACUGGCUCAUGCACAAAGUGUUAACAGUAAGAGCCAACUUAAUCCCAAGUCCCCCAACAUACAAUUCCAAAUAUGACUACUUGAACUGGGAAGCAUAUUCCAACAUCACCUACUACACAAGAAUUCUUCCACCAGUCCCUCGGGACUGCCCCAAGCCAUUGGGAGCCAAAGGAAAAAUGAAGCUUCCAGACCCCAAGCUUCUGGUAGAGAAGUUCAUGUUAAGGCGGAAUUUCAGACCGGACCCUCAGGGAACAAAUUUGAUGUUCGCCUUUUUCGCUCAGCACUUCACGCAUCAGUUUUUCAAGACUCACAACCGUGUUGGACUUGGGUUCACAAAAGGUCUGGCUCAUGGGGUGGAUGCUGGGCAUAUUUAUGGAGAUUCUCUUGAUCGCCAGCUAGACCUCAGACUGCAUAAAGACGGGAAGUUGAAGCACCAGGUGGUCAAUGGUGAGAUAUACCCCCCCACAGUGCUAGAUGCACCGGUCAAAAUGAACUACCCACCGUCUGUCCCGCCAGAGCUGCAGCUGGCCAUUGGGCAAGAAGUGUUUGGACUGCUGCCGGGUCUCAGUUUGUACGCCACCUUGUGGCUGCGUGAGCACAACCGUGUGUGUGAUAUCCUGAAACAAGAACAUCCAACCUGGGGGGAUGAGCAGCUGUUUCAGACCACCAGGCUCAUUAUUAUAGGUGAGACCAUUCGUAUUGUGAUCGAGGACUAUGUGCAACAUCUGAGUGGUUACCGGCUGAAGCUCCACUUUGAUCCCGCGCUGCUAUUCACCUCACCGUUCCAGUACCAGAACCGCAUUGCUGUGGAGUUCAAUCAGCUUUACCACUGGCACCCGCUCAUGCCUGACAGCUUCCACAUCGCUGGAGAAGAGAUUCACUACCCUCAGUUCCUGUUCAACACCUCUAUCCUCACCCACUACGGGGUGGAGAAGCUGGUGGAUGCCUUCUCAACCCAACCCGCAGGACAGAUUGGAGGUGGUCAUAAUAUUCACCCAGUGGUGCGCAAAGUAGCUGAGGGGGUCAUCAUUGAAUCUAGGGAGCUCCGACUUCAGCCCUUUAAUGAAUAUCGCAAGAGAUUCAAUCUGAAACCCUACACGUCUUUCUCAGAAUUCACAGGAGAAAAAGAGAUGGCUAAAGAACUAGAGAAACUGUAUGGUCAUAUUGAUGCUCUGGAGUUCUACCCAGCUCUUUUGCUAGAGAAGACACGACCUGGUGUGAUAUUUGGUGAAAGCAUGGUGGAAAUGGGGGCCCCAUUUUCCCUAAAAGGCCUCAUGGGAAAUCCUAUUUGCUCCCCUGAGUACUGGAAGCCCAGUACAUUUGGGGGGAAGACAGGUUUUGAUAUAGUAAACUCUGCUACUUUGAAGAAACUGGUUUGCCUCAAUACAAAAUGGUGUCCUUAUGUAUCUUUCCAUACUCCUCCAUCAGAUUACAAACAACAGAGGACAUCUCACGGUGAACUUUAGCACAAUGUACUUGUGGAAUCUUUUAAAGUUUUGAAGUUUUAAAUCACUGAUCAAAAAUUUGACUUCUAUUUACAGAUGUGAAUGAAAACGAAUUAUCUUGUAAAUCAGAAAUGAAUUAGUAAUGACAAUUAUUAGAGUAGUUAUUUGUAACAAGGUGACUGAAGAAUGGAUUUUCAUAGUAUUUCAAUAUUAUUAACAUUUUUGGAUUAUGAAAGUGUUUAUUACAGCAUACAUGAGAAUUUUAUGGAUUGAAUUGACCAUUUGCUAAGCUCCACCAUAAAAAUGCCAUCUGCCAGCUUUUGUUCUUUUAUAAUACAAUGCCACAAUACAUUCCUGCCCACUUUAUGAGCAUAUUUUACUGAAAAGCAUGCUGUUUAUGGUAAUCUCAUAACUAAAGAGGGUGGAACUUAACAAAGGAUCAGUUAGAGAAUUGACUAAAAGGUUGGUGAUUUCUUGCUACCUACUUGAUCAAAGCUUUAAAAAAUAGUGUAACUUUAUAUCAUCAGGAUGAUCCAGUCAUAUAGAAUAAUUUUUUUACUUUGUUUACUGGCAUUCAUAUUGCCAAACAACCAUCAAUCCAUUUUCCAAACUGGUUGUCCUAUGAAAGGUCAUUGUAGUCUAUCCCAUGGAAACACCCUGGACGGAUGACCAGUCCAUCACAGGCCAAAUAAACAUUUAGCUUUAAUUCAUUGUCAAUAAAUAAAUAAAAAUAGUAUUCCGUACAUUUUAUGAUGCUGAAAAAUUAAUUGUAUCUGCUGCCUCAUAUCUGUUCUGUAAAUUCUAAUGCACUGUUCAACUUGAAAUAAGUAAUUUCUUGAGCUGUGGAUCUGUGAUGGCCAGUUAUUUUUUCUUUGUUACAGAGUGUUCACUGUUGUAUUCAUUUAUGAUCUUUGAUAUGAAUGAAUGUAACCUCAUAAUAUUCCUGUUUUUCCAAGCAAAAUAUAUCCAUUUGUAGCACCAUUACUAUGACACUUUUCUCCAAUAUGAUGUAGUUUGUCAAAAAUGCAUGUCUGAUCAUUUACAUAAGAGGUUAAAAUAAAUAAAAUGGCAAAUCAUCU
This is a messenger RNA of Sinocyclocheilus anshuiensis, 3123 nucleotides long. It is a transcript of the gene ptgs1, whose product is annotated as prostaglandin-endoperoxide synthase 1. Gene Ontology annotation, biological process: response to oxidative stress; cyclooxygenase pathway. Gene Ontology annotation, molecular function: peroxidase activity; oxidoreductase activity, acting on single donors with incorporation of molecular oxygen, incorporation of two atoms of oxygen; heme binding. The transcript has 11 exons. Gene Ontology annotation, cellular component: neuron projection; cytoplasm. The coding region runs from base 272 to 2065 and encodes 597 amino acids. The record is from RefSeq and is a predicted model, not a curated record. Lineage: Eukaryota; Metazoa; Chordata; Actinopteri; Cypriniformes; Cyprinidae.